AUGUUCGUCGCCGCUCACCGGGAGCGGGGUAAAUCCUCCAGUCAGCGAGAAACGUCAGAUAUUUAUCAAAGCUUGUGCCCAUCGAAACCGAUUCCCAAACCACGAUAUGCAGCUGUAAGGACACUCUAUGAGCCAUUGGCUCCGACUCGAAAUAUUCUCGAUUCCGACGCUUUAGUUCUUUACUUUCCCGCCCCGAAAACUGUUACUGGGGAAGAUGUACUAGAGUUACAUGUACAUGGGGGUUCAGCUACAGUCAAAGCAGUCUUAAGCGCAAUUCCACAAUGUACAUCGCCAGCGAAAAUUCGAUAUGCCGAGCCUGGAGAAUUCACACGUCGAGCAUUUCAGAAUAAUAGAUUGGAUUUAGCGCAAGUGGAAGCAUUGAGUGAUACUUUAUCUGCAGAGACGGAACAACAACGUCGUGCUGCUGUGCGAGGAACUUCUGGAAACCUUGGUCGUACAUAUGAAGCAUGGCGACAACAAUUAUUGUAUGCGCGUGGGGAGUUGGAGGCAUUGAUUGACUUUUCAGAGGAUCAACAUUUUGAUGAAUCGCCUGCGGAAUUAUUAUGGAACGUUACAGCUCAAGUUGAGGUUAUGUUGGAAUCAAUCGCCGCACAUGAGUCAGCAAGUCAUCGGGGUGAAUUACUCAAAAAGGGAAUUAGGAUUUCUUUAUUAGGACCACCUAAUGCUGGCAAAAGUUCUCUUUUAAAUCAAAUCGUCGGUAGAGAAGCUUCAAUUGUUAGUCAAGAAGCCGGAACUACUAGAGAUAUCGUGGAAGUUAGUUUGGACAUUCGUGGGUACCUUUGCACUUUUGCGGAUACCGCCGGCUUGAGGACUCAAGUUUCACCAAGUGAAAGUGGCAAGAAUGACUCAAUAAUCGGGCAUAUCGAACAGGAGGGUAUCCGAAGAGCUAAAGCGAAGGCAAAUGAGUCAGAUGUCGUUAUUGCUCUUGCCAGUAUAGAAUGGUCAGAUAUUCGAAAUGGAUGGGAAAUUCGUUACGAUAUUGAAACAUUCGAAAUAGCAGCUAAAGCCCCGAAAUCCAUGAUUGCUAUUAAUAAAUCUGAUUCAGUCACCCCUGAGAUACUGUCAGAACUUAUAAAUGACUUCAAAAAGUCUCAAAUAGACAUAAUUACUGAAAAUGUCGUUCCACUAAUGACGAUAUCAUGUAAAAAUGCUCAGGCAUCAUCAAGUCAAGGAAGUAUUGGUCAUUUUAUCGACGAAAUGGUCAAGGUAUUCGAAAAUAUGACAUCUCUACCAACGGAUCUGGAGGAUUUACUUGGAGUUACUGAACGUCAGCGUCAACUUCUCGCUGCCUGCUCAGCCCAUCUAUUAGAUUUUACGAAGGAAGCUCAGCUGCAGGUUGAUGAUGAACGAGAAGUCGAUAUCGUUUUGGCGGCUGAGCAUCUUAGAUCUGCUGCUAAUUGUUUAUCGCGGAUUACGGGUAGAGGUGAAGCUGGUGAUGUUGAGGAGGUUCUUGGAGUGGUUUUUGAAAAAUUUUGUGUUGGUAAGUAG
Molecule: messenger RNA, 1509 nt
Organism: Sclerotinia sclerotiorum 1980 UF-70
Lineage: Eukaryota; Fungi; Ascomycota; Leotiomycetes; Helotiales; Sclerotiniaceae
Exons: 4
Coding region: 1-1509 (502 amino acids)
Biological process (GO): tRNA wobble uridine modification; tRNA methylation
Cellular component (GO): cytoplasm; mitochondrion
Molecular function (GO): GTPase activity; protein binding; GTP binding
Source: RefSeq, a predicted model, not a curated record